Messenger RNA from Equus caballus (horse), 2199 nucleotides. Lineage: Eukaryota; Metazoa; Chordata; Mammalia; Perissodactyla; Equidae. The record is from RefSeq and is a predicted model, not a curated record.
GCUGGGCAAGGGUCAAGGCUGAACUGCUGAGGCUCCCUGGCUGUUAUCAUCUGGGGUCCUAGCCUCCAUCGGAGAAGCCCCACGGCUCAAAAGUCACCUCCUGGUCCUUUAACGGAAGUAUGCAGUGAUUAUCUGCUCUACCCUUCACUCUCACUCACCCAUUCAAGCCCGCCCAGACCCUGAGGGAGCCCUAAACCCCCAGCUCUGAGAGCUGUUUCCUACAGCUCUAGAGUGGUUCAAAGUGUUACAUCUCUUGGGGCAUUUGUAUUUUAAAAUGGGUCAGGGAGAGGGUGAUGAAUUUCUAUUGGUAAAUGGUUAGGCCUUGUAAAAUGGAUAAGGGAAGAUAAUUGGGAGUAGGGGACUGGUUUCUUUUUAGUAUCCACUAAAUCACACUCAGAGACAAUACUUCCUUAUGAGGCCAGCCUCAGAGGCCUGGGAAAAUACUGAGAGGAGCUCAGAGCAGAUACCAGGCACUGUGCCUACAUUAUCUUAAUCCUCAUUCACAGUAACCCCAUAAAGUAGGUAUUAUUUUUCAUAUUUUACAGACAAGGACACUGAAGCACAAUGGUGGAGUGACUUACCCACAGUCACCCAGCUAGGUAUUUGGUAUUCCAUGUUUCAGUUCUAGUCCUGAUGGAGGAUGCUACUUGGGGAGCAGGGCAGGACUGUUUCUAGACCUCAGGCCUGUCAAGGCAGCCUUCCCAGGUGGGCAGAAGGCUGGGAGGAGCCAGGUCAGGCUGGAGAGGAGGAAAGGGGAAAUGUGGUGCUUUCCCUCAGCUUAUAAACUUGCUGGCAGUGGGGGAUGAUAGGGGAGGAACUCUGUCUCUCACUCUGUUUAUCCUCAGAGGGGCCAUAGGGUCAGUACUUCUGUCUCCUGCCCCCCUUCUCCCUUCAAGGCAACCUUUAACGCUCCACCAACCAUGUGCAAGGCUGCCUGUCCCCAUGCAUUCUCCUCAGAGUUGUCUGAGCCACACAGAGGACAAGGGCUGAUUAUGGAGAGCAGAGGCCCACUGGCCACAUUGCCUCAGUGGCUGCCGCUGCUGCUGCUGCUGCUGCUACCACUGCCUCACAGCCCCCAGGGACUGGCCCUGAUAUUUCUUCCUACCCAGAGGACCCAGGACCCUCCUGCUGUGCACCUCAGCAAUGACCCAGGACAAAAGCCUGUCACCAUCAUGACCUAUAACCUUUCUGAGAUCACAUAAACCUCCUCCUCCUUUGAGUCUCGAACUAGAGAUCCAGAAGGAAUGAUUAUCUAUGGUGAUACCAACCCAAAGGAUGACUGGUUUGGGCUGGGACUUCGGGAUGGCAGGUCUGAGAUCUAAGUGCCCAGUCAGCGAGCCCAGCUUACAGUGGGCGCUGGACCCCGGCAGGACGAUGGGAGGUGGUACCAGGUGGAUGUGAAAAUCCUUGGGGACUCAGUGCUGCUGGGCGUGGGUGGGGAGGAGGUGCUUGCUGGACAGGUCUCUGGGCCUCUGGCCAACAAACCCCAGCCCAUCAUGAGGAUUGCUGGGGGGCUGCUACUCCCUGCCUCCAACCUCCAGUUGCCCGUGGUCCCUGCCUUGGAUGGCUGCCUGUUCUGGGAUAACUGGCUGGACUGAUAGGCCCAGACCUCAGCGUCUGCCCCCACUAGCCUCAGAACCUGUGCUGUAGAGUCCCAUCAGAUAUUCUUCCCUCCAGGGACUUGUGCAGAGUUCAGUUUCCAAGACAUUCCCAAGCCUCAUGCAGAGACUUGGGCCUUCUCUCUGGACCUGGGACUCCAGCUGGCAGCAGGCUCCAGCCACUUCCUUGCCCUUGGGAGUCCAGAAAAUCCUUCUUGGCUCAGCUUUCACCUCCAAGAUCAAAAGGUGGUCCUGUCUUCUAGGUUGGGGCCAGGGCUGGAUCCGCCCCUGGUCUUGGGACUCCCUCUUCAGCUGAAGCUGGCUGUGUCCAGGGUGGUCUUGAACCAGGGGCCGAAGAAGGAGAUCCUUGUUCUGCUCCCCUUGGGCGUUAGCUCCCUACUCAACCUCUGGCUCCAGCUGCAGGGGUGUCUCUUCCUGGGGACUUUUCCAGGAGAGGACUCUUCUGCUUCCUUUUGCUUGGACAGCCUCUGGGCACCAGGCCAGAGGCUGGACAUGGACCGGGCCCUGAGCAGAAGCCAAGACAUCCGACUCAGAGCCUAGGCAAUGGCCCUGACACCACCUAUUAAAUCCCCACCUAAGA